AUGGGUUUCCUAGCGCUUCAGGACAGGACAGAGGAGUUGCGCUCUGUCGCGCGACUGUUCGAGAGAGACUCGGCAGCGGGUACCAGUGGAGCCACCGCUGCAGCACGUCCGGGGGACGCUGGGGCGGCGGCCCCGCAGACCUCGCUCACUCCCGAACGAACUGCAGAGCUGGCCGUAAAACACUCACCCGGCUGGCAACGUAGCAACUUUGCCGUCUGUGCAGCGCAGAUUGGCGGAAGGAUUCACGAAACGUCCGCAAAACUCGCUCAACUGACUCGACUGGCGCGGCAGCGCUCUCUGUUCGAUGACCAUAGCGAGGAGAUCGACCGAUUAACCAGCCAAAUCAAAAGCGAUAUCGGAUAUAUUAAUCAUCAGCUCGACGAACUGCAACAGUUGGCUCGCAGAACUGCGGACCCGGGGAGCAACGGCGAACGACGCACAGGCGACAAGCGGACAGAUGCUACUACUACUACUACAGGCAGCAACGCCCUAGCUCAACAGCAUACUCGAAUUAUUGUGGAUUCGUUGCGAGCGCGGCUUUUGAAUGCGACGCAAACGUUUCAGUCAGUGCUGCAGGAGCGGUCAGCGACCUUACGUGUUCGCCCGGAACACAAGGCAGCAACACAGAAACUUCCCAGUGUGUCACACUCGAUCUUCGAUCUGAAGCCGAACGAGCUAGAGCGCGGCUCCAGCUUUCUAGAUUUGGGUAGUGGCUCCCUCGGCGCAUCCCAGCAGCAGCAGCAGCAGCAGCAGCUAUGGUACCAGCCUCAGGAGCAACAGCUGGUGCAUGCGCCACCAGCAGCAUCUCUACGAUACUACCAGCAACGAACAGAUGCAGUUCAACGCGUGGAGGCAACGAUUGUAGAGCUGGGCCAGAUCUUCCACCAGCUGUCGCGAAUGGUAGCCGAGCAAGGCGAGCUUGUUCAGCGCAUCGACGUGAACAUUGAGGACUCCCUGGCACACGUAGAAGGUGCGCAUGGUCAACUGCUGCGUUAUUUUGAGAGCCUGCGCUCGAAUCGCGGUCUUAUCCUCAAACUGUUCGGCGUUUUAAGUCUCUUUAUUGUGCUGUGGGUAUUGAUUCUCUGA
Molecule: messenger RNA, 1086 nt
Organism: Cyanidioschyzon merolae strain 10D
Lineage: Eukaryota; Rhodophyta; Bangiophyceae; Cyanidiales; Cyanidiaceae
Product: similar to t-SNARE SED5
Exons: 1
Coding region: 1-1086 (361 amino acids)
Biological process (GO): endoplasmic reticulum to Golgi vesicle-mediated transport; vesicle fusion; intracellular protein transport
Cellular component (GO): SNARE complex; Golgi membrane; endomembrane system
Molecular function (GO): SNARE binding; SNAP receptor activity
Source: RefSeq, a predicted model, not a curated record